This is a messenger RNA of Plasmopara halstedii, 555 nucleotides long. RefSeq lists its product as uncharacterized. Lineage: Eukaryota; Oomycota; Peronosporomycetes; Peronosporales; Peronosporaceae. Bases 1 to 555 code for a protein of 184 amino acids. The transcript has a single exon. The record is from RefSeq and is a predicted model, not a curated record.
AUGGCCCUACUACUUUCCUGGCUAUUACCGGGAAGCGCGGGGUGUCCUGGUCUUUCUGAUAAAAAGCGUCCACGGCGUCUGAGCAAUCUUGCUGAAGUGGCGUCUCAAACUCCCACGAGUUUUCGGAGUCGGGAUAUCUCCACCACUUCACCAGAUAUUGGGUUUGACCCUGGUGACGACGUCGUCUCACUAGACAUUCCACGUGAAAGUGGACGUCACCGUUCUCAUCGAGAAGAAUCGGUGGCAGGCGGCGGUCGACCGGUGAUUCGUGAUACUCUUCGAGCCCUUGAGGACGAGGUCCUUUGUGAUUGGAGCUCCGCUGAGCGUCAUGCUGAAGUUGCAUAUCGCUGUGCGGACGCUCUUGACGAUUUAAAGAACGUCGUGCGCCGGCUGCCUCACCUUGAGGACUACUGCGCUCUGUCGGAGCAACUUCUAGCCGUGGAGCAGGCGAAUGUGUCGAUGAAUGCGACGGUGGAGCGCUUGGCGCCAUUAGAAGUGGAGGCUGUUGCACUCCGUGCUCAGAACCAGUCGCUGGUUCAGCUUCUGGGUGGCUGA